Messenger RNA from Danio aesculapii, 2699 nucleotides. RefSeq names its product SRY-box transcription factor 8b (gene sox8b). The record is from RefSeq and is a predicted model, not a curated record. Gene Ontology annotation, biological process: negative regulation of transcription by RNA polymerase II; neural crest cell development; morphogenesis of an epithelium. NCBI's taxonomy places the organism in Eukaryota, Metazoa, Chordata, Actinopteri, Cypriniformes, Danionidae. Gene Ontology annotation, cellular component: nucleus. Bases 124 to 1191 code for a protein of 355 amino acids. The transcript has 3 exons. Gene Ontology annotation, molecular function: DNA-binding transcription factor activity, RNA polymerase II-specific; RNA polymerase II cis-regulatory region sequence-specific DNA binding.
AGUGUUGUGUAUAGCGAUGAGUUGUAAUGCUUUCUAAAACUCAUCUGAAACUUAUAUCCGACACUUUCUGACUGGACAGUUGUUUACUUAUUAAACAAGCUGAUUUUGAAAGCAUAAGCGACUAUGAACGAGGAGCGGGAAAAGUGCAGCAGCCCCACCGGCUCCUGCAGCUCCGAGUGUCCGGAUGAGUGCGACUCUGACCCGUCCUGCUCUCCCGCCGGACCCGCUGCGCUCCGGAUGGCUCAACAAGCGGAGGAUGAGGACGGCAGAUUUCCGGUGUGUAUCCGGGACGCGGUGUCGCAGGUGCUGAAGGGCUACGACUGGUCUCUGGUGCCCAUGCCGGUGCGGGUGAGCGGCUCCGGGAAGAGCAAACCGCACGUCAAGAGACCCAUGAACGCGUUUAUGGUUUGGGCUCAAGCCGCGCGGAGGAAACUGGCGGACCAGUACCCGCACCUGCACAACGCGGAGCUCAGCAAAACACUCGGCAAACUCUGGAGACUGCUGACGGAGAGUGAGAAGAGGCCGUUUGUGGAGGAAGCAGAGCGACUGAGGGUUCAGCACAAGAAGGAUCAUCCAGAUUAUAAAUACCAGCCCAGGAGACGGAAGAGUGUGAAGCCGGGCCACGCUGAGUCUGAAGCCGGCUCCGAGCUGAUGCAGCACAUGUAUAAAGCAGAGCCAGGAAUGGGUCGACUGACCACAUCACCGGACCACAUCACCGACCACACAGGUCAUCCUCAUGGUCCACCGACUCCUCCAACCACCCCUAAAACAGAGCAUCCUCAGGCCUCCAAACAGAACAUCGACUUCAGCAACGUGGACAUCUCCGAGCUCAGCACCGACGUCAUCGGCAACAUGACCUUCGACCUGCAGGAGUUCGACCAGUACCUUCCCGUGACCCCAGAUCAGGGCGCCUGCAGCCGGAGGGCGCCCCCUGCUGGAGCACACCCUCACCCGCAGCGAGUGCACAUUAAGACGGAGCAGCGGAGCCCGCAGCACUAUAGCGAGCACAGCAGCGGCGUUUACAGCAGCAGCGCGCAGUGUGAAUACCCAGAGCACAGCUUCUACAGCCCGUACUCCAGCUACCCGUACCCAUACCCAUACCUGCACAGGCCCAUACUCAACAUCCCAGCACCACACAGCUCCUCUGCACACUGGGACCCGCCCGUCUACACCACGCUGUCCAGACCCUAGACCACGCUCACUUCACUCUCGAAACCAAACAUGCCAUCAUCCUGACAUGGCUUAUAGCGAUGCACUGGGUGUAGGAUGGAGAGGAGUUGGCUGAAAACAGGAGCUGUGCAGCUGUUAAUAUUCCUGUAAUGAGGGACGGCUUUGUGCUAAACAACACAUCAUUUUGAUAUUAUUUAGAGGGAUGCACCGAAAUGAUUGGCUUGUAGACGAAAGAGAGAAAUGUGUGAGCCUAUGAGCUGAUGAUGUACUGCACUGUUCAGUGUGCUGCUUUACUCUCCCUCCAGCUGUAGACACGGCCUGCGCUCAAUCACACACUGCACUACUAUAUAGCAUGUGAACCGAGGAGUACGUCAGAAUUGAUCCUAUUGGAAAAACAGUAGGCAAGUCUCAAAUAUAAUACAUUUACAAAAUAAAAGUCAUACAUGCACAGCACAGUUCACAUGGACAAAAUCCAGUGGGUUCAUCAGCUGAAUUAAUAAGCUUUCAUUAACUCAGAUAAAUCUAUUUGAACAAGGAUAUUGAGAACAUUCCCUUAAAAUGGUCUAAAGGAAUUGUAGAUGGGAUAUGAUCCUCACUGUUUAAUAUUCAGAUGUGUUUGGCAUAACAGAGAAGCAGAUCAUUGUGGAAUAUACAGUGAGUUUUGGGCUAUUAGACAGUCAGAAAUGUGUGUUUUAACCAGCAGGACAUAAUCAAUAAUCAUCACAGCUCAUGUUCAGUUAUCAGUCCAGUGCACACAUAUAUAUAUAUAUAAACACACACACAGGAAUGUUCUGUGUGGUUUGUUGUAAUUUGGGUGCAUCCCUCAUCUUCUGACCUAACCUUACUGUCACUGUUAGGUGUUCUGAGUCUGCCUCUACAUCACUGUCUCCAGUCCGUCUAUAAUCUUCACCAAUAACCCAUCAUUCCACACUCACCGCUUCACAUAUAUCUGUUGGCAUAUAUUUCAUUAGUUCUUGUUUAAACAGCAGAUACUGAUGGUCCAGGCAUAUUUAUCUCACUCCUUUAUAACAUUAUUGUGUUUAAAGUAUCUGUAAUAUGUCAGAAACAGCAACUAACUCUCUUACAUUAAACUGCUGGCUGAUCAUAAGGGAUGAGCUGUUGUUUUCAUCGAUGGGCAACAUUAUACAGAGCACUUUAACAUGGCAGAAGCCUUCAUUAAUAAUAAUAAUAAUAAUAAUAAUAAAUGUUUUAUCAUUGACAAUAUCAGUCCAACAUCCCCCUGUGGAACUCUACCUGUGGUGAACAGACGUGUUCCUACACCAUAUUAAUGACAAUAGUGAAGAGUUUAGAUUUAUAUUAAACUAAUUAUUUCAGCUGAUGGUCAAUUAUCAUCUUCACAAGUGUUUUGAGCCUAAAAUAUAAAUAAUCAAGUUGUGCAGAGGAAUAAGGGCUGAUUAUGUUCGUUAAACUGCUUCUUGUUUAGUUAAAUGAUGAUGUGUUGGUGUAAAUGUGAUGAGUUUUAUUGCUAGACAUAUUUUUGUAUGAUUUAAUAAACAUUUUUAGAAUAA